AUGGCGUGGCAACGUAAGGUGGUGCAGAAGCUUGUACAGCCAGAUGCUCGGCAGGAGCUCCCUUCAUCCAUUGAAAAUCCUUCUGUCUUGCCUCCGUCCGGAUUGGAUUGCGAGAAUGAUGUUGUUGAGACUGUGCCCUCAGAGACCCCUGUGAAAUCUGGUAAGGAGGCGUUUGAUCCUUCUCAGGUAAACCAGUCUACUCCUGAAGUAAGAUCCUAUUCAUGGGCGGAGGAGGUAGAGACCCAGUCUUUUCAAGAAGCUGUGAAGGAAACCUGGUCCCGAUUUAAGGAAUCUCUGCCUCUACAGGUGGGUACAAAAUUGCAAUUCAAGGAACCUCUUCAGAAGGAUGGUCAAAAAAUUGCACAGCUAGACAUUGUGGAAAUUGCAGUAGAAGCUUCAUUCUGGAAAUAUGCAUUGAUUUGUGUGGUCAUUGGAGCCAACCCGCCCUUACCUGUUUUUGAAGGUUUUAUCAAUCGAAUCUGGGGAAAACUUGGGAUUGAACGAGUGGCAAGAAUGAUUUCAGGUUUUACUAUGGUCAAAUUUAGAGAUGAGACUACUCGUGACUUGGUUCUAGAAUCAGGGGUAGCUCAUUUUGACAAGAAGCCAGUUAUCUUACGGCCAUGGACAACUGAUAUCGACUCUUUGAAAUCGAUUAAAUCAAUACUAGUUUGGAUCAGACUUCCCGAUCUAAGUUUACAGUAUUGGGGAACCAAUUGUUUGAGUGCAUUGGUUAGCACAAUUGGGAAACCAAUAAUGAUAGAUAAGAUUACCAAAGACAGGUCGAUGAUAAAGUUUGCUCAGAUUCUAGUAGACAUGGAGAUAUCAGAAUCACUACCUAAAUACAUUAGCUAUAUCAAUGAGAGAGGUCAAGUAGUGGACCAAUUGAUUGACUAUGAGUGGUUGCCUACGAAGUGUUCUCAGUGUAAAAAGCUAGGGCAUACAGAUUUUUCUUGCAAAUUUGUGGAAGGAGUGGUUUGGAUAAAGAAGGAGGUCAUGACAACUCCUGUUGAUGGAGGUUCUGAUCAUAAAGAAUCUGAUAGUCUUCUGAAUCCGGUCCAGGCAACUUCAGCUCAGACUCAAUCAAAGGAGGCAGCAGAAUCCCACCCUGUGAAACUUCCAAAGGAUCAAGGAUGGGCUUACCUGAAAAAACCAGGAACUCAGAAAUCGAAAAACUCAGCAACUGCCCAGAAUACAAGUAAUACUUUCAGUGUUCUCCAAGAACAGAAGCAGUUUCUCACUGACCCUUCCUUGUUAUUGAACUUAAAUGGAAAAUUUCAACAUAUUGAGCUGGAAUGCCAGUCUUUUUGUCUCACAGUAGUUUAUGGCUCUAACCAACUGGAGGCUAGGAGAGUUCUUUGGUCUGAAUUAUCUGCUCUAGCCUUCCCUGUUAAGCCAUGGUUAAUAGUUGGAGAUGUUAACGCUGUCUUUGGCUCAGCAGACCGAAUGGGUGGUAAGGCCAUAUCUCUUAAAGAGCUAGAGGAUGCUAGACAAUGGCUUGAUCUCGAUAUAGUGGAAGAAAUGAAGAUUAUGGGUUCUUUUUAUACUUGUGCCAUAGCGAAUUGGGAGGUAGUUUCAAAUCAUUGUGCAAUAGUUUUGAAGCAUAUUCCAGUCCAGAAUAAGGGAAUGCAUCCAUUUCGGUUCUACAAUAUGUGGACUAGCCAUCCUAAAUUCAAGACAACUAUUUUGAAUAGCUGGAAUAAACCUUUAAAAUCUGAGGGUUGCAGUCUAGAGCAGAUUUCCAAGAAAUUGCAUCGGCUUAAGUUUAAGUUGAAGAGAUUUAAUUGGAAGGUUGUUGGAGACAUUGUCAAAAAUUAUGAGGAAAGCAAGAAUACUUACCAGCAAGCUAAAAUUAGUCUUUUUUCUGAUCUGACUAAUCAGGCCUUGAGUGUAGCUGAGAGAUCCUCUUAUCUAGAGUUUAAGAAACAAGAGGCAGCUUAUGCUAGUUUUCUGUACCAGAAGAGUAAGAUAGAUUGGAUCCGCUUUGGUGAUGAAAACUCAGCCAUGUUCUAUGCUAGUAUGAAGAAAAGGAAAGCCAAUAACAGAAUUGUUUCUUUUGUUUCAGAAAAUGGCAGAGUAGAAGCGGAUUACCCAAAGGUGAUUAAUCAUUUUAUUCAUCACUUUCAGUCUUUCUUGGGUUGUUCUAGUGCAGCUUCUGGACAUAUUGAAUCUUCAGUCGUGAACUUAGGUCCGCUUCUGAGUCUAGAUGACCAAACUGAUCUGAUUAAGCCUUUCUUUUCUCAAGAUGUCAAAACAACCAUGUUCAGUAUUAAGGCUGUUAAAAGUCCUGGUCCAGAUGGUUUUGGAGCUGGUUUUUUCAAAAGUUUAUGGUCUGUCAUAGGGAAAGAGGUGUCCAUUGCAGUGCUUGAAUUCUUUGACACAGAUUAUAUCCCGAAGUCUUUGAAUAAUACCAUUUUAACUCUUAUUCCUAAAGUUAGUCAUCCAAAAAAUGCAACAGAGUAUAGAUCAAUUGCUUGCUGUAAUACUCUGUACAAAUGCAUCUCUAAAAUACUUUGUAACAGAUUGACAUCUAUUCUUCCUAAGUUGGUCAAUCAAAAUCAAGGGGCUUUCGUUAAGAAUAGAUCUCUUGCCCAUAAUGUCCUUAUUCUUCAAGAUCUUCUUAAGGGUUAUAAUCGCAAACGAAUUUCUCCUCGUUGCUUAAUGAAGAUAGAUAUCAGCAAAGCCUAUGAUUCCAUUGAUUGGGAUUUUUUAGAGAACCUGCUGAAUGCAUACAAGUUUCCUGGCAGAUUUAUUAGGUGGAUUAUGAUAUGUCUAAGAGGCUCCUCGUAUUGCAUUCUCAUGAAUGGUCAGCUCCAAGGUAGCUUUAAGGGUGGUAAAGGGCUUCGUCAAGGUGACCCCAUCUCUCCCCUUCUCUUUGUUCUAGUCAUGGAAUAUCUUACACGAGCAUUUCAUGGGGCUGCUAAGGACAAGAAAUUCAGGUUCCAUCCGUUAUGUAAAUCAUUGAAUAUUACUAAUCUUUGCUUUGCGGACGAUUUACUUCUUGUUUGUAAAGCUCAUGCUAGUUCUAUUCAGAUUAUUCAAUAG
This is a messenger RNA of Humulus lupulus (European hop), 3042 nucleotides long. RefSeq lists its product as uncharacterized. NCBI's taxonomy places the organism in Eukaryota, Viridiplantae, Streptophyta, Magnoliopsida, Rosales, Cannabaceae. The record is from RefSeq and is a predicted model, not a curated record. Bases 1 to 3042 code for a protein of 1013 amino acids. The transcript is spliced from 3 exons.